UCUCUAUAUCUGUUUUGUUUUUGGUACCACAUCUCUCGUUUAUAAAUUUGAUGGAAGACUAGCUGCUAAUGCUGUGGUCUAAAACGUCUGUCUGAGCUGUUGUCGUCAACCGAAUUGAAUGGCUGGCUUAACAGAAGCACCGCUUCCGUACAGAAUCAUGGAACAGGAUGCUUCAGCUUCAUUUUCUCAUUCGAGCCCGACGGACGCUGUGUCUUUCUUUGGGCUGUGUUUGGUGCUCGGAAUUGCUUGUAGGCACCUCCUGCGUGGGACCAGAGUCCCUUAUACAUUGGCCUUGCUCAUCCUCGGCAUUGGCCUCGGAUCCAUUGAAUAUGGUACUCACCAUCGAUUAGGGAAGAUUGGCGAUGGCAUUCGACUUUGGGCAAAUAUUGAUCCUGACCUUCUGUUGGCUGUUUUUCUUCCUGCACUUCUUUUUGAGAGCUCAUUUUCCAUGGAAGUGCACCAGAUAAAGAGGUGUCUUGCACAAAUUAUAUUCCUUGCUGGUCCAGGUGUUUUGAUUUCGACCUUCUGUCUUGGUUCUGCUUUGAAGUUCACUUUCCCGUACAACUGGAGUUGGAAAACAUCAUUGUUGCUUGGGGGACUUUUGAGUGCCACGGAUCCUGUAGCUGUUGUUGCUUUAUUAAAAGAUCUUGGUGCCAGUAAAAAACUAAGUACAAUAAUUGAAGGAGAAUCCUUGAUGAAUGAUGGGACAGCAAUUGUGGUUUAUCAGUUAUUCUAUCAAAUGGUCCUUGGAAAGAGCUUUAGCUGGACUGCAAUAAUCGAAUUUCUGACCAAAGUCUCACUUGGGGCUGUAGGCAUUGGUCUUGCUUUCGGAAUAAUCUCCGUUUUGUGGCUUGGGGUUAUUUUUAAUGACACGGUGAUCGAGAUUACACUAACACUUGCUGUGAGCUACAUUGCUUACUUCAUUGGUCAAGAGGUGGUUGAUGUUUCUGGUGUUUUGACAGUGAUGACUCUAGGAAUGUUCUAUGCUGCAGUUGCAAAGACUGCUUUCAAGGGUGAUGGCCAACAAAGCUUGCAUCACUUUUGGGAAAUGGUUGCUUAUAUUGCCAAUACGUUAAUUUUUAUCUUAAGUGGUGUUAUUAUAGCUGAAGGCAUUCUUGAUGGAGAUAAUAAUUUCAAAAAUGGAUAUUCAUGGACCUAUCUCAUUCUCCUCUAUGUUUAUGUACAAGUUUCUCGGUUCGUAGUUGUUGGAGUUUUGUAUCCCUUUCUACGGUAUUUUGGCUAUGGUUUGGAUUGGAAAGAAGCUACUAUUCUCAUAUGGUCAGGCUUGCGAGGGGCUGUUGCAUUGUCACUUUCGCUUUCAGUUAAGCGUGCUAGCGAUAGCUCAACAGUACUCGAUUCGAAAACAGGAACUCUGUUUGUUUUCUUCACUGGUGGAAUCGUACUGUUGACACUUAUUGUGAAUGGUUCAACAACACAGUUCAUUUUAAGCCUUUUACAUAUGGAUAAGCUAUCAGCUGCGAAGCAGCGCAUACUGGGCUACACAAAGUAUGAAAUGUUGAACAAAGCGUUAGAGGCUUUUGGUGAACUUGGAGAUGAUGAGGAACUUGGACCUGCUGACUGGCCUACUGUGAAAAGAUAUAUUGAAAGCUUAAACAAUUUGGAAGGGGAAAGUGUGCACCCUUAUGGUGCCUCUGAAGAUGAUGAUAAUGAUCCGAACCCGGCCAAUUUGAAUGAUAUACGCAUACGCAUGUUGAAUGGUGUCCAAGCUGCCUACUGGGGUAUGCUGGAUGAAGGGAGGAUUACACAAACUACUGCAAACCUUUUGAUGCAGUCAGUGGAUGAAGCGCUUGACUUGGUUUCACAUGAGCCUUUAUGUGAUUGGAACGGUUUAAAAACUAAUGUUCAAUUCCCAAGUUAUUACAAGCUGCUUCAAGUGGGCUUUAUCCCCCAAAAGUUGGCUUUGUAUUUCACCGUGGAAAGGUUGGAAUCUGCAUGUUAUAUAUGUGCUGCAUUUCUUCGUGCCCAUAGAAUCGCACGAUGGCAGCUACGUGACUUUUUAGGUGAAAGUGAUGUGGCUUCUAUAGUCAUCAAUGAAAGCGAGGCAGAAGGACAAGAAGCAAGAAAGUUCUUGGAAGAUGUUCGUGUAGCUUUUCCUCAGGUUUUACGGGUUGUGAAGACAAGACAAGUAACAUAUUCAGUGCUGAAUCAUUUAAUAGAUUAUAUCCAAAAUUGUGAGAAGAUUGGGUUAUUGGAAGAGAAAGAGAUGCUACAUCUUCAUGAUGCUGUCCAGACUGACUUGAAAAAGCUUCUAAGGAACCCUCCUUUAGUUGAGAUACCAAAAAUAAGUGACUUGAUUAGUGUGCAUCCUUUAUUUGGGGCUCUCCCUUCUUCGGUCAGUGCCCCACUCCAAGGUUCUACCAAAGAAACAGUAAAGUUAUGUGGUGUAACACUUUACAAGGAAGGUUUCAAGCCAAAUGGUAUUUGGCUUAUUUCCAAUGGGGUGGUCAAGUGGACAAGUAAGAGCAUAAAAAACAAGCACUCACUUCAUCCGGCUUUUACACAUGGGAGUACUUUGGGCCUAUAUGAAGUGCUAAGUGGGAAGUCUAACAUUUGUGACAUGAUCACAGAUUCUGUGGUUCUCUGUUUUUUUGUUGAAAGUGAGAAGAUACUUUCAGUCCUGAGUUUGGAUCCGUCAUUAGAAGAUUUUCUUUGGCAGGAAAGUGCUAUUGUUCUUGUUAAACUCUUGCUUCCUCAGAUAUUUGAAAAAAUGGCACUGCAAGAUUUGAGGGCUCUUGUGUCAGAACGGUCAAUAAUGAAGUUAUACAUAAGGGGAGAAACUAUAGAAGUUCCUCAGCAUUCUAUUGGUUUGUUAUUAGAAGGAUUUAUAAAAAUACAGGGGGCUGAAGAACUCCUUGCAUCACCUGAGGCUCUGUUGCCUUCACAUGGGAGUCUAAUUUUCGAAAGCCUCAAAUUGUCAGGUAUCACAGGAGCCAGUCUUUCUCAUCAAGGAUCCUGCUAUCAAGUAGAAACAAGAGCAAGAGUGAUAAUUUUUGACAUGGCAGCAUUUGAAGCCGACGGUACUCUCCAAAGAAGGUCAUCCUGGAUAUCUCCUUCUGCUGAUCGCCCCCAUAGAUCCCUUGGCAGGGAACAUCGUGGUCUAAUGAGUUGGCCAGAAAACUUCUAUAAUCCAAGGAAACAUAACCAGAUCCCUGAAGGGAUUGACCGACAAGCUAACAGCUUGUCUGCAAGGGCAAUGCAGCUUAGUAUCUAUGGCAGUAUGGUGAAUACCCAAUGGUGUACUAGAAGUUCUUGGAGGCGUGGUCUCAUUAAGCCAUCACACAGCUUGUCUUAUCCAACAGUUCCUUCAUAUAAACAUCGAGGCCUUCGUUCUGUCAAGUCAAAAGGAGGUAUUACUGCAAGGAAGAACCUUGGUGAGAACAAGUUUACAGGUAAUCUACAAGUUAAAUGUCCAAGAGGCAGUCAUGCAGUAGAUGAUUUUAGUGACGAGUCCGGACCUGAGGAUGAGGUCGUAGUGAGCAUUGAUUCCCCAAGUAGGCUUUCUUUCCGCUAGGUUUCGUGAAAGUCAACAUCUUCAGAGUGAUGGUCAUGAUUCAUUUAUUCUAGUUGUUGCAUUCUGCUCGAGGGUUCUAUGUAAAUAAGGAAAAGGUCAAAUAUGAUAGCCUAAAGGCCUUCCACUAGGUAAAACUCGAUGAUGUGAUAUGUUUUAUGUUAUCUUACUAAAUUUUGUAUGGUUUAUGCACCGAUUACCAAAUACAAUGAAAUCCUUUUGAGUAA
Messenger RNA from Juglans microcarpa x Juglans regia, 3756 nucleotides. RefSeq names its product sodium/hydrogen exchanger 8. Gene Ontology annotation, molecular function: sodium:proton antiporter activity. The record is from RefSeq and is a predicted model, not a curated record. Lineage: Eukaryota; Viridiplantae; Streptophyta; Magnoliopsida; Fagales; Juglandaceae. Gene Ontology annotation, biological process: proton transmembrane transport. Bases 119 to 3532 code for a protein of 1137 amino acids. Gene Ontology annotation, cellular component: membrane; chloroplast envelope. The transcript is spliced from 23 exons.